This is a messenger RNA of Nannospalax galili (Upper Galilee mountains blind mole rat), 1533 nucleotides long. RefSeq names its product KDEL endoplasmic reticulum protein retention receptor 1 (gene Kdelr1). Gene Ontology annotation, biological process: protein retention in ER lumen; endoplasmic reticulum to Golgi vesicle-mediated transport. The transcript is spliced from 5 exons. The record is from RefSeq and is a predicted model, not a curated record. NCBI's taxonomy places the organism in Eukaryota, Metazoa, Chordata, Mammalia, Rodentia, Spalacidae. Gene Ontology annotation, molecular function: ER lumen protein retrieval receptor activity. The coding region runs from base 197 to 835 and encodes 212 amino acids. Gene Ontology annotation, cellular component: cis-Golgi network; endoplasmic reticulum; membrane.
CCCUUCCACCGCCCUCCUCCCUCUUCCCGACUCCAGCUCCACCACCAGCUCGGGCUUCGGCUCACCUAAGAGAGCCCCCUCCCCCAGCUGAGCUACCGGAGGGCGCCUCUCCCGCCCUCCUCCCAGCAGCUCCGCAGCCCCGGGACAGUCCCGCUGCCGGCCUCCCUCAGCUCCGCCCUGCCUGAGCCCCCCAGCCAUGAACCUCUUCCGAUUCCUGGGAGACCUCUCCCACCUCCUAGCCAUCAUCUUGCUACUGCUCAAAAUCUGGAAGUCCCGAUCGUGUGCGGGGAUUUCAGGGAAGAGCCAGGUUCUGUUUGCCGUAGUGUUCACUGCCCGCUACCUGGACCUGUUCACCAACUACAUCUCACUCUACAACACCUGCAUGAAGGUGGUCUACAUAGCUUGUUCCUUUACCACUGUGUGGAUGAUCUACAGCAAGUUCAAAGCUACUUAUGAUGGUAACCAUGACACGUUCCGGGUGGAGUUCCUUGUUGUUCCCACGGCCAUUCUGGCAUUCCUGGUCAAUCAUGAUUUCACCCCUCUGGAGAUCCUCUGGACCUUCUCCAUCUACCUGGAGUCAGUGGCCAUCUUGCCACAGCUGUUUAUGGUGAGCAAGACAGGCGAGGCGGAGACCAUCACCAGCCACUACUUGUUUGCACUUGGUGUCUACCGUACACUCUAUCUCUUCAACUGGAUCUGGCGCUACCACUUCGAAGGCUUCUUCGACCUCAUUGCCAUUGUGGCCGGCCUGGUCCAGACAGUUCUCUACUGCGAUUUCUUCUACCUCUAUAUCACCAAAGUCCUAAAGGGGAAGAAGCUAAGCUUGCCAGCAUAGCCCUGGCCUUACCGGCCUUCUCCGAGGCAGGGCAGGAGGCAGAGGAGGGCUGCCGAAGACCAAGAGCCUUCCCAUCCAGGGAUGACUUUUUAAAGAGCCCACCCCUCCCCGCUCCCCACUCCCUCCUGCUGGGUUUCGGGGGCGGUGGAGGACCCAUAUUUUGGGGAGCUCAGGACCUGAGCUGUUUGUAGCUUUUUGCCUUUUAGAGAAGAAAACAAAUCUUUCCACUAUUUAGUUUUUGAUUCUGAGGACUUUUUCUCUUCUACUUUGGCCCUGAUUUUUAUAAACUGUAUUUCAAGUGUCCUCUGGAUCAGGGCCAGCCAGAGGUCUUCUCCCUUCUCCAAACCCCUCAGCUUCCUCCCAGAUCUCACACAAGCCCCAUGGUUGCCAAACACUAUGUCUGCUGAUGCCUGCCUACCCAGCUUUGACUACACCCUCCCUCCAUCCAGGUUCCUGGAUUUGGGGGUGGUAGGUGGAAAGGUUAAUUAGGAUCUCCCUGAGUUUUCAUAAUUUCCUCUGGAAUUUGUUGGCUUUGGGGGGUGGUGGGUAGUCCUGGUUUUUGACAAAUUAUGGGAAGCUAUGGGCUGGGGCGUGGGAAGGAGGCUGGCCUGAGGAUCACCACGCUCUAACACCACGUUUUUGUACAGAAUUUGAUGGUUGAUUCAUUGUUCUCUUGAAAUAAACAAAGGAAAAUGGUC